CUGUAAGCGAAUAAUUAAGCUUCUGUGGUCAUUACGAAAGAGAGCCCGCAAUCGAACAGCUGUUCGAUCGAGUAGUGUGCGCGUGUGAGUGAAAGAGAGAAGGGAAAAGGACGGGGGGAGUGUUAAAAAUUCGACUGCCAAUGCCGGCGUAAAAUUCUAAAGUUUUUUCCUAAAAUUUUAAUGUCUGAAAAACAUAAUUGAGUCGUGAUAUUUUGCUUGAAACUCUGGAGCCGGAGAUGGAGAUGGAGCAGGAGCAGGCGAUGGAUGUGAGGACGCAGGCGGAUCCCAAGGAGGCCGCCAAUCUGCUGCAACUCAUUAAGCAGCUGCUGGUGGAAAAAGCAUACGAUGGCGUGCGAAUGCUUUUCAACAGCCCCAACGAGGCCGAGAGGAACACCCGGCAGUUGCCACUGAUAGCCAUGGAUUUGUACCAUGAAGUGUGCUCCGGAAAUAUAAGCGACAUUGUGUACUCCGAGGAGCCGGAAUUGUUCGACUGCUCCGACGAACUGUUGAAGGUGCUGGCCAAGUAUGCCCCGUUGCAGGAGCUAAUGUUGGAGAUGAUGGAGCGCGUCGAGGAGAGCUCCAGCUUGGCAGUCUUUGGGGCCCAUCUGCGCGCCCUGCAGGUGCUCCUUCAGCGGCAGGGACGCGACAAGCCCCAGGCCGUGGAGUGGUGCCUCCAGAGUGUGUUCACUCGAAUCAAGGACCUUCCUCUGCCAAAUUAUCUCUCAGAGGGCUACGACGAAGAGCAGGCCCGACUGAUUGAGCAGCAAGAGCAGGUGGAGGACCUGCUGGCCCACUACAUCACCGUAGGGCUGUUUCGGCAGCCACUUUUUACUGAAAUCAUGGAGCAGGAUAUGCGCCCCAACGACCAAGUCUUCAGGGAUUGCUCCAUAAACCGUCGGAACGUCUUCACCUGUUUUUUCAUUCAGCUUCUGGGUCGCCCGCUGGCCCUGCUCCAGAUGAACAUCGAAAAGGAGGACAUGACACGCACGUACGUCAAUCAGGUGGUUGAAAGCCUUACGCAGGAUGCCAGCAAAGGCCUGGGUGAUCCCUACUAUCUGCUGAACCUGGUGGAAACGCGCGCCAGAUGGCAGAGGAAACUGGAUGCCUCCAAGGGUGUCUACGAAAUGAGCAGCCACAAUCUGUUCCUCAUCGAGGACAAGCUGCCGCUGCAUGCAGUAGCCAUGUACUAUCAUUCCCUGUUCGUCGGAAACCUAAUGCCCUUUACCGCACCCAGGAUCUACGCCCCGCAGUUUCUCUUCGAGACAAUUGCCUAUUUGGUGGAGGUUCUCCUUAACCAGCAGGAGCCAUCCCUCCAGCACUGUGGUCUCCGUUUGGAAGAAAGCAUUCUAAAUCUACUAUCGGAGCCUGUGCCCGCCACUUCCCUUCAGCUGGACGUCCACAAACGCUUCUGCGAGGCUCUGUGCAAAAUUGUGGGUUACUCCCCGCAGGUGUCUCUCCGCCAAAUAGGCCUAAACGUUCUCCGGCGGUAUAUCGUGGCAUUCGAAGAUCAGGGAAAGUACCUGAUAAUCAAAAACCUUCUGGAAACACUCCAACACGACGGACUGAUGGGCUAUCUUAGUGCGAUGUACAAGGAUCUGGCGGAUGAGUAUUUAAGAAAGGGCUCGCUUCUGCCAGAUGUCUUCAGCGGAGAGAUGUUCCGGGAGAUGCUGCUGCUGUGCGUCUGUGUCCUGCCUCACGAUGUUAAGUCGGACUUGCUGCUGAAUGCCGAUCGCCUCUGCAAUGCCCUCAAUAUUUUGCGAUAUUUUUCGCUGAGGGACGAGAAUAAUUUGACUGGAUUCUGGCACAUUCUGCCGGAAAUCGAGAAGCGAUUUCUAGUGCCGCUGGGCAAGGCCCUGGACUUCUCCAUGGCCCACUACAAGGCGUACAUGGAGCGGGUGGAGAACGGACAGAGUGCUUCGGACGAUGCGCUGAUGCAACGCCAGCUAAACAUGCUGGCCGUGAACAUCUCCAAUAGCGGAAUGGCCGGCGGCGAUGGAGACACCCACCUACCGGACAUUGGACGCAAGGAGAAACUCGAGGUGCUGGCCAGCUCUAUCACCAGCUUGGAAACCCUGCUGGCUCUCUACGUGCGGGCCAACGAAUGCAUCGAGCUGGCCGCUCGCAAGCGACGGCUCCCCUCGGAUGCCUAACUUAUAAUAUGUCCAUAAUGAAAGCGAAAUGAUUACCGUAAAUAGUAUGAGUAAACAAGUAAACAAAAACGAAA
This is a messenger RNA of Drosophila bipectinata, 2224 nucleotides long. Its product is annotated as glomulin. Gene Ontology annotation, cellular component: cytoplasm. The record is from RefSeq and is a predicted model, not a curated record. NCBI's taxonomy places the organism in Eukaryota, Metazoa, Arthropoda, Insecta, Diptera, Drosophilidae. Gene Ontology annotation, molecular function: ubiquitin-protein transferase inhibitor activity.